AUGCCGAGCCACCGCCCCGCGCCGCCGGCGCCCAGCGCCUGCUCUAGCUCGCACCGCGCACUCGCCCGACCUGCCGCGCUCACGCGCCCGCUCGAGCUCGAUGGGCACGCGCGCGCCUGCUCCUGGGCCGAGCCGCGUCCACCUCCUGCACGCCAGUGCGCCUCCACUCGCCCGCGCGCGCUCCGUCCUGGGCCCGCCAGCUCGCUCCGGGCCGCAUGCCUCCGCCCGGGCCCCGCUCUGGCGCCGCGUUGCUCCGGCUCCCACGCGCCAUCCGCGCCGCCGCGCCAGCGCUCGCGCACGCCGCAAUGCGCCUGGAUCCGCCCGCCUGAGCCGCAGCUGCUCGCCCAGCCCUGA
Molecule: messenger RNA, 354 nt
Organism: Panicum hallii
Lineage: Eukaryota; Viridiplantae; Streptophyta; Magnoliopsida; Poales; Poaceae
Product: translation initiation factor IF-2-like
Exons: 1
Coding region: 1-354 (117 amino acids)
Source: RefSeq, a predicted model, not a curated record